This is a messenger RNA of Ceratotherium simum simum (southern white rhinoceros), 3178 nucleotides long. NCBI's taxonomy places the organism in Eukaryota, Metazoa, Chordata, Mammalia, Perissodactyla, Rhinocerotidae. The record is from RefSeq and is a predicted model, not a curated record.
CUCCACGUUAGGCCUAUCGCGUCGGGCUCAACAUGUGCAUAAGGCGGCUUUUCCAGUCCUCACGCCUCCAGUGGGCUUGGAGGGCAGCCUUCCUGAAACACAUCCAGUGCAGGCACCAGGGCGCCCUGCGAUGGACACAUUCUGGAGGCGGCACCUACAGAGCUGUGAUUUUUGACAUGGGUGGAGUUCUCAUUCCUUCUCCAGGGAGAGUGGCUGCAGAAUGGGAGGUACAAAAUCAGAUCCCUUCCGGAACUAUACUGAAGGCCUUGAUCUCAGGUGGUGAAAAAGGGCCCUGGAUGACAUUUAUGAGAGGAGAGAUAACAACAGAAGAUUUCUUUCAAGCAUUUGGGAGACUCUGCUCUGAAAUUUCAGAGACCCCGGUGCCUGUGGACUCCUUUUUCUCUCUGCUGACCAGUGAGCAAGUGGCGAAGCAGUUCCCAGUGAUGACUGAGGCCAUAACUCAAAUUCGGGCAAAAGGCCUUCGGACUGCAGUCUUGAGCAAUAAUUUUUAUCUUCCCAAUGGGAAAAGCUUUUUGCCCCUGGACCGGAAACAGUUUGAUGUGGUCGUGGAAUCCUGCCUGGAAGGUAUCUGCAAGCCAGACCCCAGGAUAUAUAAGCUGUGCUUGGAGCGACUCGGCCUGCAGCCUUCUGAGUCCAUCUUUCUUGAUGAUCUUGGACCGAAUAUAAAGGCAGCUGCCAGCCUUGGUAUUUGCACCAUUAAGGUUAAUGACCCAGAGACUGCAGUAAGGGAAUUGGAAACUCUUUUGGGUUUUACAUUGAGAAUGGUUAUUCCCAACACUCGCCCCGUGAGAAAGACAAUGGAAAUUCCAAAGGAUUCCCUGAAGAAGUACCUCAGAGACUUACUGGGGACCCAAACCACAGGCCCAAUGGAACUCCUUCAGUUUGAUCAUGGGCAGUCAAAUCCAACUUACUACAUCAGGCUGGCAGACCGUCAGCUGGUUCUGAGGAAGAAACCCCCGGGGACACUGCUUCCAUCCGCCCAUGCCGUGGAGAGGGAGUUCAGGAUAAUGAGAGCCCUUGCAAAUGCUGGAGUACCUGUUCCCAAAGUUCUUGACCUCUGUGAAGAUUCAAGGGUCAUCGGCACUCCCUUCUAUCUGAUGGAGUACUGCCCAGGCCUCGUCUACAAAGACCCCUCUCUGCCAGGCCUGGAGCCCAGCGAGAGGCGGGCCAUAUACACUGCCAUGAACAGAGUCUUGUGCCAAAUUCACAGUGUGGACCUCAAGGCCACUGGCCUAGAAGACUAUGGGAAACACGGGGACUAUAUUCCACGCCAGGUGCAAACCUGGAUUAAGCAGUAUCGAGCCUCAGAAACCAGCAGCAUCCCAGCGAUGGAGAGGCUCAUCGAAUGGCUGCCGCUCCAUCUUCCCAAGCAACAGAAGACCACAGUGGUGCAUGGGGACUUCAGGCUGGACAACCUGCUGUUCCAUCCGGAAAAGACCGAGGUGCUUGCUGUCCUCGACUGGGAACUUUCGACCUUAGGCGACCCCCUGGCGGACGUGGCCUUCAGCUGCCUGGCUCACUACCUGCCGUCCAGUUUUCCCAUGCUGCGGGGUUUGAGUGACUGUGAUUUGACUCAGCUGGGCAUCCCUACAGCAGAGGAGUAUUUCAGGAUGUACUGUCUGCACGCGGGGAUCCCUCCCGUCGAGAACUGGAACUUCUACGUGGCUUUCUCCUUCUUCCGACUGGCCGCAAUCCUACAGGGAGUCUACAAGCGCUCGCUCACAGGUAAAGGGAUGGCCUGCAAGAGCUGGCUGAGGGAGAAAGCCAAGGCUGAAGGACUUUGGAACCUUUUCCUACCCUUGGAGACUGAUCCAGAGAAAAAAUACGGAGCAGGACUGACCAACGUCGAGUAUGCACAUUUGUGUGAACUCAUGGGCAUGUCUCUGUAUGCCCCCGAGAUGUUUAACUGUUCUGCUCCAGACACGGGGAACAUGGAGCUUCUGGUGCGCUAUGGCACCGAGGAGCAGAAGGCCCGCUGGCUGAUUCCGUUGCUGGAGGGAAAGGCCCGCUCCUGUUUUGCUAUGACUGAGCCCCAGGUUGCCUCAUCAGAUGCCACCAACAUUGAGUCUUCCAUCAGAGAGGAGGAUGGCUUCUACGUCAUAAAUGGUCACAAGUGGUGGAUCUCAGGUGUCCUGGAUCCUCGCUGCCAACUCUGUGUGUUUAUGGGAAAAACAGACGCGCAUGCCCCACGCCACCGGCAGCAGUCGGUGCUCUUGGUUCCCAUGGACACCCCGGGGAUAAAAGUCAUCCGGCCUCUGACGGUGUAUGGGCUGGACGACGCGCCAGGUGGCCAUGGCGAAGUCCUGUUUGAGCAGGUGCGCGUGCCCAAGGAGAACGUGGUCCUGGGCCCCGGCCGAGGCUUUGAGAUUGCCCAGGGCAGACUGGGUCCCGGCAGGAUCCAUCACUGCAUGCGGCUGAUUGGGUACUCGGAGAGGGCCCUGGCGCUCAUGAAGGCCCGCGUGCAGUCCCGUGUGGCCUUCGGGAAACCCCUGGUAGAGCAGGGCACGCUCCGGGCAGACAUCGCCCAGUCGCGUGUGGAGAUCGAGCAGGCCCGGCUGCUGGUGCUGAAAGCUGCACACGUCAUGGACGUGGCAGGAAAUAAGGCUGCAGCUUUCGAUAUCGCCAUGAUUAAAAUGGUGGCCCCGUCCGUGGCCUGCCGCGUGAUUGAUCGCGCCAUUCAGGCCUUUGGAGCAGCGGGGCUGAGCAGCGACUACCCGCUGGCUCAGUUCUUUGCCUGGGCCCGAGCGCUGCGCUUUGCCGACGGCCCUGACGAGGUGCACCGAGCGGCAGUGGCCAAGAUGGAGUUGAAGCACUGCAUUUAGACCGGCAGGGUUGCAGGAGCCAGAACGUCCCUGCUGGACUGGCGGCACCCAGAACUUGAAAUGGUGCGCUUUGAAAGGCCUGGGAUGUGUGAUUCUUGCACCCUGCCCAGCGGCUGUAUCCUGGGACAGUCGUUGUGAACUCAACCUUUUUAGGUGCCCACAGAAGACAUUUCUGUGAGAAGCCUUGAGUUUGCUGUUUCAGGCAAAGAGGAAGGGGCUUAGCUGAGAGCUGAGUGGGUUUCGGUACAGAGCCUGGCAAGCUGGUCUUCCGUCUUGUAGGGUCACACUUGCCCAGCCCUGGCCUUCCUGCCCUAUAACAAACAUGUGUCCUUCUG